Knipowitschia caucasica is the source of this 522-nucleotide messenger RNA. Lineage: Eukaryota; Metazoa; Chordata; Actinopteri; Gobiiformes; Gobiidae. The record is from the annotation of a GenBank genome assembly.
AUGGUCCAAGACUUCAGACCCCUAAAUGAAGUAACAGCUGAUGAAUCGUACCCUGUUCCAGACCCAUACAUCGCACUGAACAACCUUUCUCCGAACGACAAGUACUUCACAGUAAUUGAUCUAGCCAACGCCUUCUUCACAAUCAAACUGCAUCCAGAAUCUCAGAAGUACUUUGCCUUCACCGUGAAGGGGAGACAAUACACUUACUGUCGGAUGCCCCAAGGAUGGAAACUGUCCCCCGGGUACUUCAACCAUUUCCUACUUCUGGAUCUGGCUGAGUUUAACCUUCCUGAGAAGUGCACUCUCAUACAAUAUGUGGAUGAUCUGGCUAUUUCAGGACCAGAUGCAAGAAACCAGAAAAACCCAAAGAAGUUCAAGAAGAAGAGGAAACUCAAAAAGCUCAAGACAAAGAAAAACCCAAAAAAGUUCAAGAAGAAGAGGAAACGCAAAACGCUCAAGAAGACAAAGAACAGACCAAAGGAUCAAAGAAGAAGAAGAAGAAGACAAAAAAUCAAGAGUUGA